UCGAGCGGACAACAGGUGGUCCCAGGUGAUCGCGCUUCGCAACGAAAGUGAUAAAUUCCGAAUAAAAACAAAACCCAGAAACGCGCGCGGCUUGUUUGGUUUGUUGUUGUUUUUGUUUGUUGCUUUUCUUGAGCAAUUUGCGGUGCUUUUUUGGUGCUGCUGCUGCUGCAACCGCGAGUGAGAGAGCGAGACAAAGCAAAGUUCGAGUUGAUUUUUCGGUUUUUAAUAUGUGAUGUUAAUACAAAAAAUCAAGACAAUCGAGAAAACGUGUUUACACUUAUAAUUCGCUCAAAGAAAUUCAAAUGGAAGCUGUCGCCCGAGUGCUGAUCUUAGUCACCGCCUGCCUGCUGGCCCCAGCCACAGCUCAGGGACUGUACUCUAUCAUCGCCCCAAAUACAGUGCGUCCCAACUCACAGUUCCAUGUGGCUGUUAGCUUGCACAAUGCACCUGAAUCCGCCAGAUUCAAGGUGGGCAUCCUGGGCAGCACCUACACGGACUUUAAAACCGUAGAGCUGAGACCAUUUUCCACGCAGCUCUUACACUUUGAGAUUCCUGCCCUAAAACCUGAUAGAUAUCGCCUGACCUCCGAGGGCGUUGGUGGCGUUCAAUUCACCAAUGAAACCCAACUGCAUUUCGAGGCCAAGGAGCAUACGGUGCUGGUGCAGAUGGAUAAGAGCAUCUAUAAGCCCGGCGAUCUGGUGCACUACCGCGUCCUCGUCCUAGAUGCCAAUCUGAAGCCUGCAAGGGCCUAUGGACGUGUCCAUGUGGAUAUCAAGGACUCGGGUGAUAAUAUAAUCCGGAGCUACAAGGAUGUUCGCCUGACGAAUGCCAUUUACUCGAAUGAACUGCGACUGUCGGACUAUCCCAGGUUUGGAACCUGGUCCAUAGUGGUGGAGGUGUCAGAGCAAAUGCACACGCAGACUUUUGAGAUCCUGGACCAUAUCCUGCCCAAGUUUGUGGUGGAUAUCGAUACGCCCAGGAAUGCCAUUUACAAGGAUGGCAAAAUAGUAGCCACCGUCAAGGCGCACUAUGCCUUUGGCCAGCCCAUUGUGGGUGAGGCCACUCUGUCCAUUUACCCCACCUUCUUUGGCUCCCUGCAGCCCUUUGUCAAUGAUCUCAUCACCCGCAAGGUGGUGCCUAUCGAUGGCAAUGCCUAUUUUGAGUUUGAUAUCGAGAAUGAGCUGCACUUGAAGCAGGACUAUGAGAGGCAGUAUCUGCUGGAUGCCUUGGUGGAGGAGAAGUCCACGGGCUCUGUGCAGAAUUAUUCCACAGUUAUGACCCUGCACUUGAAUCACUAUCGGGUGGAGACCAUCAAGGUGCCCAGCUACUAUAUACCCGGGGUACCCUUUGAGGCUACAGCUCGCAUAGCUCGUAAUGAUGGGGGUCCUUUGAGGGACUUUAAUCCCCAGAUUGAAGCUUAUCUCACGAAUGUCUAUGGCAGCAGUGAGAUGUACAAUCGUUCGUCCUACAGCCUGGAUGCCAGUGGCGAGGUUAAAAUGAAGUUUACAGUGCCUAUAGGAGACCAGGAUGAGUUCCAUUCCAUCAUUGUUGAUUACCAAGGUGUGAUUAGUGAGGUGGGCAAGGUGCCCAGGAAACAUCUUCACAGCAGGAACUAUAUCACAGCCAAGGUGUUGAAUGAUAAGCCCACUGUCAACCAGGAGAUCUCCGUGGUGGUGCGCUCUUUUGAGCCCAUUAAAUACUUUAUGUAUCAGGUUGUGGGUCGCGGCGAUAUUAUACUCUCCCGCAGCGUGGAUGUAAGCGAAGGCACUUUUCACACUAUCAAAUUCCUGGCCUCCUUUGCCAUGAUGCCGCGUGCCAAGCUGCUGGUUUACACUGUAAUAAAUGGGGAGUUUGUUUACGAUGAGCAGAUCAUACAAUUGCAAGAAAAUCUGCUAAAUGCGGUUCAAAUCGAGGCCCCCAUCCGAGCACCACCUGGCCAGGACAUCGACAUAGGCAUCAGCAGCAAACCCUACUCCUAUGUGGGUCUCAUGAUGGUCGAUCAAAAUGCCGCCUCUCUCCGAAGUGGCCACGACUUGACCCACCAAAGACUCAUGGAUGCCCUGCGCUCCUAUGAGCUAAGUGAUGUCAACUCACCUGUGGGUUCACCUGGCAAGGAAUCGGGUGUGAUAACCAUGUCCAACACCGACUAUUUUGUGGAGAAGGAGGCGGAGAGUACUCCUGCCAUAGGACGUGAAGCCUCCACGGGUCCUGAGGAGGACAGACUGACCACCGUGCGCAAGACAGACAUAGGACCCGCCCACAAGAUCGAGGUUAAUACUCUGCCACCUGGAAAGGGUCGCUAUGCCUUCUCUUACACACCCAAACCCUUCUGGCACAAUCCGAGGGUUCAUGUGAUGAGGCAACCGGCGGACACCUGGCUCUUCCUUAACAUCUCGGCGAGCAGUGAUGGCAGGAAUUCGAUUCACCGCAGGAUACCCAGCGAGAUGACCUCCUGGGUGGUUUCUGCCUUUGCCUUGGAUCCGGUUAAUGGCUUGGGACUCUCCGCGCCCAUGGGAAAAAUGGAGACCUACAAGGAGUUCUACAUCACCACGGAGCUGCCUUACUCCAUCAAGAGGGAUGAACUAAUAGCCAUUCCUUUUGUGGUGCACAACAACCGGGAGAGCGACCUGAGUGUGGAGGUCACCUUUUACAACUCCGCCCAGGACUUUGACUUUCCACAACUGGAUCCCAAGGCCACGGACAAGCCAAAAGUCGAGCUCACUAGCCGCCGCUCUCUUAAGGUUCCUGGCAAAUCCUCCCGUUCGGUGUCCUUUAUAGUCACGCCCAAGCGAGUGGGUGCUCUGCCCGUCAGGGCCAUGGCUGCCUCCUCCCAGGCCGGCGAUACUGUGGAGCAAACCCUGCUGGUGGAGCAUCCCGGAGCCACGGAGCGUGUGAAUCGCGGCUUCCUUUUUGAGCUCAACUCGAAUGCCAGGAAUAGGAGGAACGUGACCAUCCAAGUGCCCAGGAAUGCCAUACCCGAGUCCACCAGCAUCGAGGUGUCGGCUGUGGGCGAUCUCAUUGGUGGUAUUGUGGGUAAUCUGGAUAACUUGAUUCUACUGCCCACGGGCUGUGGGGAACAGACAAUGGUCAACUUUGUGCCUAAUCUCAUGGUGUUGCGGUAUUUGGGGCGCCUACGCCAACUCACCCCGGAAGUGGAACUGCAGGCCACCAACAACCUGGCUGUGGGUUAUCAGAGAAUCCUCUACUAUCGCCAUGAGAAUGGAGCCUUUAGUGCCUUUGGCUUGGACGCCAAAAGGAGUUCCACCUGGCUGACAGCCUAUGUGGCCCGAUCCCUGCGUCAGGCGGCUCCCUUCACCCAAGUGGACAGCCAUGUCCUGCAGAGUGCUCUCGUGUAUCUGGCCAGUGUGCAGUCCGGUAAUGGUGGCUUCGAGGAGCAUGGCGAUGUCUUUGAGCGGUUUGGCGAUGAUGGCAUUAGUUUGACGGCCUUUGUGACGCUGGCGCUGAUGGAGAAUGUGGAUCUCUAUCCGGAGUAUCGGAAUAACAUCAACAAGGCCUUGGACUUUAUCACCCGGGGGCUAGAUGGCUCUAAUAAUCUCCAUGCCAUGGCUCUGGGCACCUAUGUCCUGACCAGGGCCAAUCACAAUGCCAAGGCUGCUUUCCUGCAGCGCCUGGACUCGAUGGCCAUACAAGGAGAUGGUCUUAAAUGGUGGAACAAGACUGCCCCCGCUGGUGAACAGCAAUCGCCUUGGUACAACACCACCCGGAGUGUCAAUGUGGAGAUCUCCGCCUAUGCCGCCCUGGCUCUACUGGAGAACAAUCUAGUGGGCGAUGCCUUGCCUGUUUUGAACUGGUUAAUGGAUCAGCGUAACCCCAAGGGCGGCUUUGUGGCCUCUCAGGACACGGUGGUGGGUCUGCAGGCCUUGCUCACCUUUGCCGAGCGCUUUUCCAGUCAGGGCAACAAUGUCCAGGUGGGUUUCCACUAUGGAGAAGGUGCCGAAACCAUUAUAAAUGUGAAUGCUGGCAAUUCACUGGCCCUGCAGUCGGUUGAGCUACCCAACAACCUCAAGAACCUAAGCAUCUCGGCCACUGGCCGCGGCAUGGCCUUGGCCCAGGUUAGCUACAAAUACAACACAAAUGUGACCAGUGCCUGGCCUCGGUUUGUGCUCGAUCCCACCGUGAAUCGUAACUCUCAUGCGGAUUAUCUCCAUCUGUCGGCCUGUGCCAGCUUCGUGUCCGUGGUGGGCGAGGAGGAGCAGCGCUCUAAUAUGGCUGUGAUGGAGGUUAGCCUGCCCAGUGGCUUUGUCGUCGACCGAGACACGCUGCCCACGCUGGAGUCGAGCGAGCGGAUCAAGAAGGUGGAGACCCAAAAUAAGAACACCAAGGUGGUGAUAUACUUUGAUUACCUGGACAGGCGGGAGGUCUGUCCGACUCUGCAUGCCUACAAGACGGUCAAGGUGACGAAGCACCGACCGGUGCCGGUGGUCAUGUACGAUUACUAUGACAGUGCUCGUCGUGCCCGGCAGUUCUACAGGGCGCCCAAGUCCAAUAUCUGCGAUAUCUGCGAGCAUGCCAACUGUGGAAAUCUGUGCGAAAAGGCCGAGAAGCGAGAGUCCAAGCGGCCGGAUGACUACACGGCAAUAGCGGGCCAUAAUUCCAGUCCAGACUCUGUCCAAGCUAUGCCUGGAAUGGCGACCUUGGUCCUGGCCACGCUUCUCUGGAGAAUGUAGUGCUGUUUAGAGGAUAUUAUAUUGUUAAUGUUAAUAACCAACAAGGAAAUCGAAGCUUUAACACACACAAAAAACCCACUCACAUAGUCCGUAAGCUAGCCGUAAUGAAUGCCGUGAACUAAACCUGAGCUAAAUGUACAUUACAUCGAAAAUGAUGCUAAAAGUGUUGCCAAUAAAAGUGUUAUAACAAUUAC
This is a messenger RNA of Drosophila kikkawai, 4882 nucleotides long. RefSeq names its product Thioester-containing protein 3 (gene Tep3). Gene Ontology annotation, cellular component: extracellular region. Lineage: Eukaryota; Metazoa; Arthropoda; Insecta; Diptera; Drosophilidae. Gene Ontology annotation, molecular function: endopeptidase inhibitor activity. The record is from RefSeq and is a predicted model, not a curated record.